Messenger RNA from Peromyscus leucopus (white-footed mouse), 1757 nucleotides. Its product is annotated as fatty acid hydroxylase domain-containing protein 2-like. The record is from RefSeq and is a predicted model, not a curated record. Bases 16 to 1092 code for a protein of 358 amino acids. Gene Ontology annotation, biological process: sterol biosynthetic process. Lineage: Eukaryota; Metazoa; Chordata; Mammalia; Rodentia; Cricetidae. The transcript has 8 exons. Gene Ontology annotation, molecular function: iron ion binding; C-4 methylsterol oxidase activity.
CCCCUCUUCAGCGGCAUGUGGCAGGGACUCCCAAACCUGUACUUUGUCUUCCAGAUGACAGGAGACAUGGAAAGCCCAAGACAUCAUGGGAAGUCCAACCAGGAAGGACACAUCUGGGGCUCCAUGAAGAGGACGGCUCUCAUCCUGGGCUCUGGACUGCUCUUGUCUGUAGCCUUCUGGAACUCAGUCACAUGGCAUCUUCAGAGAUUUUGGGGUGCUUCUGGCUACUUUUGGCAGACCCAGUGGGAGAAACUGCUGUCUACAUUUGAAGGCAACGAGUGGAUGCUGUUCCUUAUAGGUACUGUCCUCGUUCCUGCGCUCUGCUUCUGGGUUUUCAAUGGCCUUCUGCUGGUGGUGGACACAACAGGGAAACCCACCUUCAUCUCCCGUUACCGCAUCCAACUGGGCAAGAAUGAGCCGGUGGACCCCGUGAAGCUGCGUCAGUCUAUCCGCACAGUUGUUUUCAACCAGACUAUGAUCUCUCUUCCCAUGCUGGUCAUCUUCUACCCUUUCUUCAAGUGGAGGGGAGACCCCUGCUGCCGAGAGCUGCCCACCUUCCACUGGUUCCUCGUGGAGCUGGCCCUCUUCACCCUCGUGGUGGAAAUCUUGUUGUACUACUCACAUCGGCUCCUUCACCACCCAACGUUGUACAAGAAAAUUCACAAGAAACAUCAUGAAUGGACAGCACCCAUUGGUGUGAUCUCAAUCUAUGCCCACCCUAUUGAACACGUGGUUUCCAACAUGUUGCCAGUUAUGGUGGGUCCUCUAGCAAUGGGCUCUCAUCUGUCCUCCAUCACUGUGUGGUUGUCCCUGGCCCUCCUCAGCGCCACUAUCUCCCACUGUGGUUAUCACCUGCCUUUCCUGCCCUCACCUGAGUUCCACGACUACCACCACGUCAAGUUCAACCAGUGCUACGGGCUGCUGGGUGUGCUGGAUCACCUGCAUGGGACUGACAUCAUGUUUAAGCAGACCAAGGCCUAUGAGAGACAUGUCCUCCUGCUGGGCUUCACCCCACUUUCAGAGAGCAUCCCUGACCCUCCAAAGAAGAUGGAGAGUCUGCUUGGACCAUCCAGAGUGUUUCCUCACAAGUAGGAGGUGUGGAGACUGCCUGGGGGCCAUGCUGCCGUUAACAACUUGCCUCCUUCGGCCUCCAUACUCUAAGGACUGUACCAUUAGGGUAAAGGGAAUGUAAGCUUCCUGCCGGGACAAGGCCAUGGUAUGAUCUGGGCUUCUCUCAAACUACUACUCAUGUUCGUUAGGACCAGGAGUUGACUUAGGAAAGAACUAAGUAUUUGGGCUGGAGGCCAUCCAAUGGAGAAAAGUCACUGAGAGCCUGGGGGAAUCCUUGGUCCUUGGCUCCAAUACCCCAAAGAGCCAGCUCCCCUGUGGCCUAGGUUGGAUACAGAGAAUGGGGUGAUACUGAGGCCAACAGAAGCUGGCAAGUGAGCAUUCUGCAAGUAGUCCCAACCUCCUCUGGCCUUGGUAACCUGUGCCUUUACAUUCCUUCAAAAUGAACCCACUCCCUCACCCUACCUGUCUCUGGAUGGCAGCCAUUUCCCCUCGUCACAUGAACAUCUCCGAAAUGCUUUUGUAGUGUCAUCAAACGGGGCAGGGACAAGAAGUAAAACAUGGAGAUUAUGAGGUACCCCGAAGGGUACAUGCCUGUCCCUAUAAGGUCCUAAUAUUGGUGAAGAAGGUCUUAAGUUCUCCAUAAUAGCACAAAGGAGAAGUAUGUAAAUAAAGUCUGUAUUUACCUC